AUGUCCGGUAUCAACCCGGCUGAUGCAAAUCCGGACCUCUCGAAUCCUGAUUAUAUUGCCUACACCAACGAACCCCUGCUCUUAACACAGACCGGCGUCCUAUUUGGAGUCACAGCCUUCAUUGUCGUGCUAAGAUGCUACGUCCGAGUCGUUAUGCUGAGAUGUUUCGGCAAGGACGACUGGACAAUGCUACUUGCGUUUGGAUUCGCCAUGGCGACUUUCAUCGUGUAUGCCGAACAGACUAAACUGGGCUUAGGGAAACACCUCUCAGUGAUACGGAUGAACCCUGGAAAUGAACGGCAGUUUCUAAAACUUCGACAAGUGCAGUCGAUUCUUGUUGGUAUUGGGGUUGGAUUGGUCAAGAUAUCAAUCGCUUUCUUCCUGCUGCGACUGGUCACGAGAAAAGCCUUGUAUUGGAACAUUGGUGAGUUGGAAAAUGGAGACAUCUGGCAGUGCAUUCCUGUGGCAGCUACGUGGGAUUUAAGACUUCGUCCACCACCCAUCGGCACAGGCACUGCUGUGUGCUUCGACCGACCGACGUUUACCGCCAUAGGAAUGAUGAACACGGCCGUUACCAUUAGCACGGACUUCCUCCUUGCCCUCCUACUAGUUCCCCUCGUAUGGCAGCUCCAACUCAACGGCCGCACAAAGAUAACUCUAGUCUGCAUAUUAGCUCUCGGGUUAUUUGCGGGUAUCGCCGCAAUCAUCAAGUCCGAGAAACAGAAGACCGCCCUCACCGAUCCCGACCCAUACGUGCACGACACUUUUACCAUGUGGCGCUUCAUCGAGUACGAUGUUGGGAUCAUUGUUGCGUCGUUACCGUCGCUCAAACCCCUCUUUAAACACAUCCUGAAUAACGGUACGCGAGGUACGACGGCGAACUCAGGACACCAGGUUGUGAAAAAAGUAAGGUAUUCGAUACGGACUAAGAUAGUGGAUGACGAUGAGAUACCACUGGAGAAUCAUGCAGGGGUGGGCAACUCGUGCGAGGUGUCUUCAGGGAUGCCUAGGACGCCAGUGGAUGGCAGGAGCAGUGUGGAAAGCGCCAGACCGGUUCAGUCGAACGCUAUUUUCGUCGACACAAAAUGA
Molecule: messenger RNA, 1089 nt
Organism: Alternaria burnsii
Lineage: Eukaryota; Fungi; Ascomycota; Dothideomycetes; Pleosporales; Pleosporaceae
Exons: 5
Coding region: 1-1089 (362 amino acids)
Source: RefSeq, a predicted model, not a curated record